CCUGGCCUGUUGUGCAUUUCGUUGAUGGCCACUGCUUGACUCAAGAAGGGGGACAAGCCAACUGGGCUGGAAGGAGUAUGGCCUUUGUGAUGGCGAGCUUCAUGUGCUCUCUGCUUCUGGCCAGCCUGUUGACUCCUCAGUGUGUAAGAGCCACAUCUGCAGCCCAGAUGUGCACUGAGGUUGUGGCCAACCUGACCUACAACUGUGAAAACCUAGGACUUGAAGAGAUUCCUGAAAGUCUUCCAGCCACAACGAAAUUCCUUGAGUUCGGUUUUAACUUUCUCCCUGACCUCCAAAGCUCAACCUUCAGCAGGCUCAGAGACUUGGUCUACUUAGAUUUAACCAGGUGUGAAAUUAACUGGGUACAUGAAGAUGCUUUUGAAAACAAUGAUGACCUCAGCACCAUUGUACUGACAGGAAAUCCCCUGAUAUUUAUGGCAGACACAGCUUUCCAGGGUCCUAAGGCCCUGAAGCAUCUCACCUUAACCCAAACAGGCAUGACUAGUGUUACAUUUAUUCCAAUGCAGAAUUUGGAAAACUUGGAAACUCUGCAUCUUGGUAGUAAUCAUCUUUCAUCCAUUCAACUCCCCUCAACAUUCUCUGCCCGUAACCUGAAAGUCCUGGACUUUGAACUGAAUGCCAUACAUCACAUCACUAAGGAAGAUGUAGCAUCCUUGAAACGCGCAACCAACUUAAGCCUUAACUUGAAAGGCAAUAACAUCCAGGACAUUGAAGAUGGGGCUUUCCACUCCACUGCGUUCCAAAGCUUGAACUUUGGAGGGAUCUCUGACGUUUCUACUGUGUUAAAGGGGCUGCAGAAUUCCAUCACUCAAACUCUUUGGCUUGGGUCCUUUCACGAUGUAGAUGACCUAGAUGUAAGCCCAGACAUGCUGGAAGGGCUGUGUAAUACGUCUGUGGAAGCCCUUAACAUACAGUCCCGCUAUUUCUCAAACUCAGUUGCCAUUUUUCAAUGCUUCACGGGACUCCAAGAGCUAGAUCUGACUGAAACUCAUUGGAAUAGUUUGCCCUCUGGCAUUGAAGGGAUGAAUCAGCUUAAGAAAUUAGUGCUGAAUCAAAACGCAUUUGAUGAUUUGUGCCAAAUCAACGCUGCCAGCUUCCCCAACCUGACUCAUCUUUAUGUUAAAGGCAACACACAUAAGCUAGACUUUGGUGCAGGCUGCUUAGGAAAACUAGAAAACCUUCUGCACCUAGAUUUAAGUCACAGUAAAGUUGUCUCGGACACCUGCUGUAAUACUCAGCUGAGGAACCUGUCUCAUCUGCAGCAUCUGAACUUGAGUAAUAAUGAGCCACAAACUCUCCAAGGCCAGGCUUUUGGAGAAUGCCCUCAGCUGGAGGUGUUGGACUUCUCCUUUACACAUCUUCAUACUGAUGCUUCCCCAAGUCCUUUCCAAAAUCUUCAUCUCCUCCAGGUCCUGAAUCUCUCUAACUGCCUUGUUGAGACCAGCAAUCCUCAGCUCCUGGUGGGUCUGCAAGGCCUUCAACAUCUAGACCUGAGUGGGAAUCCCUUUCAGUCUGGGAUCCUCACAAAGGACAAUCUGCUCCAUCCUGUGGACAGCAUACAGGUCCUCAUUCUGUCAUCCUGCAGCCUGACAGCCCUGGAACAGCAGGCCUUUGGAAGCCUCGGCAAACUCAAGUACCUGGACCUACAGCACAACAGCCUGACAGGGUCAGGCUUGGCAGCUCUUAGCAAUCUCAACAAAACUCAUCUCAACCUGGCAGCCAACAGCAUACAUACCAUUCCACCUAGUCUUCUACCUGUUUUUUCCCAGCAGAGCAUCAUUAAUUUAAGUCACAACCCCCUAGACUGUACUUGUUCCAAUAUUCACUUUCUGACAUGGUACAAGGAAAAUCUGCACAAAAUUUCAGACCCUGAAGAGACCACCUGUGGGGAUCCCCCAGCUCUAAGGGGGGUGAAGCUGUCCAACGUGACUCUCUCCUGUGCCACUUCAGCUGUGGGGAUCGUCUUUCUGGUGCUAUUUCUUUUGACGGUCAUCAUUACGUCCAUUGUCUUAGGCCGACGCUAUAUAAUCAGAAAAUAUGAAAACAUUUAGCUUUGAAGGUUUCCAGCAAAGGCAAGCAUGCUCGCUGACCUUCCCUAAGUGGGUGUCCCCUCCCUGCUUCCUCUAAGCAGCCUUUUCAGCUUGACUCCUGAAUCCUAUAGAGAUUAAGUACUUUCUUUUUCUUUUGUACUAGUGGGCUCCUAUGCUGCAGACCACGAGAGGAACUUACCACUGUGGGCCCAAGGGUUCUGGUGGUGGGGUGAGCUGGACAGACACUAGUGAGAGAAUGGAGUGCUACUGGCUGCCUGCCAUCUUGCCCCCACCCUUUUUCCCACCACCAAGCCUCAGGACAUGGCUCUUUGGUUCCCUCUGCUGGUUUCUCAUUGCCCCCACUUCUCUCAAAGACUAGGUUCUUCCAUGACUUUGUUGCAGGAAAGGAAGCAGGUAUUUUCCUCCAAUCUCUCUUGCUCUCCUCACUAUAAAUAGUACACAA
Molecule: messenger RNA, 2514 nt
Organism: Trichosurus vulpecula (common brushtail)
Lineage: Eukaryota; Metazoa; Chordata; Mammalia; Diprotodontia; Phalangeridae
Gene: CD180
Product: CD180 molecule
Exons: 3
Coding region: 78-2072 (664 amino acids)
Biological process (GO): cellular response to lipopolysaccharide; positive regulation of lipopolysaccharide-mediated signaling pathway; B cell proliferation involved in immune response
Cellular component (GO): extracellular matrix
Molecular function (GO): protein binding
Source: RefSeq, a predicted model, not a curated record